Molecule: messenger RNA, 1392 nt
Organism: Eucalyptus grandis
Lineage: Eukaryota; Viridiplantae; Streptophyta; Magnoliopsida; Myrtales; Myrtaceae
Product: transcription factor MYB20
Exons: 3
Coding region: 265-1167 (300 amino acids)
Source: RefSeq, a predicted model, not a curated record
UCCUGUUGUGUUGCAAUCUCUCUCUCUCUCUCUCUCUCUCUCUCUCUCGGCGGGAUCUCUCUGAGUAGUGUUUGCUAGUUUUUCUUGGUGGCCUAGCUUUUCAAGUAUUGCUUGGAAUUGCAUAGAAAUAGAAGGUUGAGAGGUGAGGAGGGGUUGGUGAGAGAACAUCUCGACAAAGAGGGAAUAAAGCUUUGUCUCUUGUUUCCUUGUUUUUGGUUUUUGGGUGGGCGAUCGCAGAGAGAAAAGGAGAGGGAGAGCCGAAGAAUGGGAAGACAACCGUGCUGUGACAAAGUUGGAUUGAAGAAAGGGCCAUGGACAGCUGAAGAGGACAAGAAGCUCAUCAACUUCAUCCUCACCCAUGGCCAAUGCUGUUGGCGGGCUGUUCCCAAGCUUGCUGGACUGCUGCGGUGUGGAAAGAGUUGCAGGCUGAGGUGGACCAAUUACCUGAGGCCAGACUUGAAGAGAGGCCUUUUGUCCGAGUAUGAAGAGAAAAUGGUCAUUGACCUCCAUGCGCAACUUGGCAACAGAUGGUCGAAAAUAGCCUCUCACCUCCCGGGAAGAACAGACAAUGAGAUCAAGAAUCACUGGAACACUCACAUCAAGAAGAAGCUCAAGAAGAUGGGCAUUGAUCCUCUCACUCACAAGCCAUUAGUCACCAACAACGACAACACAACCGAUCAACAACCCCCCCAAGCAGCCCAGACCCAUCCCCAAGAAUCAACUGAUCCAGAACCAACCUUAUCAUCAUCCACCAAUGAUGCUUCGUCCCAGACAGACCGCAACAAGGUCGAUCUCGAGUCACCACCGACGAUGACUGAGUCAAAAGAAGAAGAAAGAAGCACGCUUGAUGAUGCAAUGGAGGCCAUCAACAGCUUCCUCUGCUCAGAUGACGUCCCACUCAUUGACCCAUCUGAGAUCUUAGUCCCUUCUUCUUCUUCAUCGUCCUCUUCGUAUUCGACUUCACCAUCAUCGUCCUGGGAGGACAACAAAAUAUUCGAGGACCUGCAUUUGCCGUUCAUGGACUGGCCUCAGGGCGAUUUCUGCGAAGAUAACAACAGCAACGACAGUUUUGGCUUUUGGAAAGAUGAAGACUUCAGUUGGGACAUGUUAAUCAACGCCGAUCCUGUUUUGGACCAAACGUCUGCCUCGUACACUGGGCUCUUGUGAUUGGAGAUUCGGUUGUGUAAAUACAUAAAUACAUGUUGUUCUAAAAUUCAGUUAUUAGCAGAAUAAUUAAAUAAAAAAUUAUUGCAGAACCGGGGAAAAAAACCCCAUCUCUGCCGAUAUGUAGCAAAAUUUCAGUUUUUCCUUUUUGGAGGGCACUUUCGCCCUUUUGGAAGCAUGUUGCUUAUAUGAAAGAAAAUGAAUAUAUGAGAGAGUUUAUGUGGACCA